CCAUCUUGCGAGGAGCCGCCGCGGGACCGUCCGCCGGCGGGGCCGGCGCCGCUCGGGCUGCCCGGGCUGCCCAGGGCUCACGGGGCCGCCCCGGCGGGCGGGAAGAGCCGGGGCGGGCGGCGGCGGCGCCAUGGAGGAUGAAAUGCCCAAGACCCUGUACGUGGGGAACCUCUCCCGGGACGUGACUGAGGCUCUGAUCCUCCAGCUCUUCAGCCAGAUCGGACCCUGCAAGAACUGCAAGAUGAUCAUGGAUACAGCUGGGAAUGAUCCCUACUGCUUCGUGGAGUUCUACGAGCACCGGCACGCGGCCGCCGCGCUGGCCGCCAUGAACGGCAGGAAGAUAAUGGGUAAGGAGGUCAAAGUGAACUGGGCCACCACCCCCAGCAGCCAGAAGAAAGACACCAGCAACCAUUUCCACGUCUUUGUCGGAGACCUCAGCCCCGAAAUCACAACUGAAGACAUCAAAGCAGCCUUCGCUCCCUUUGGAAGAAUCUCGGAUGCACGGGUGGUCAAGGACAUGGCCACGGGCAAGUCCAAGGGCUACGGCUUCGUCUCCUUCUUCAAUAAAUGGGACGCCGAGAACGCCAUCCAGCAGAUGGGGGGGCAGUGGCUCGGGGGGCGGCAGAUCCGGACCAACUGGGCCACGAGGAAACCUCCGGCUCCCAAGAGCACCUAUGAGACGAACACCAAACAAUUGUCCUACGACGAGGUGGUCACUCAGUCCAGCCCCAGCAACUGCACCGUGUACUGCGGGGGGGUCACCUCGGGCCUCACAGAGCAGCUGAUGCGCCAGACCUUCUCCCCCUUCGGGCAAAUCAUGGAGAUCCGAGUGUUCCCGGAUAAAGGCUACUCCUUCGUCAGGUUCAGUGCCCACGAGAGCGCUGCCCACGCCAUCGUCUCUGUCAACGGCACCACCAUCGAGGGCCACGUGGUGAAGUGCUACUGGGGCAAGGAGACGCCCGACAUGGUCAGCCCCGUCCAGCAGAGCCAGCUGAGCUACCCGCCGGCCUACGGGCAGUGGGGACAGUGGUACGGCGGCGCCCAGCUGGGCCAGUACGUGCCCAACGGCUGGCAGGUGCCCACCUACGGCGUCUACGGCCAGGCCUGGAACCAGCAGGGAUUUGGGCAGAGCUCGCCGUCGGCGCCGUGGAUGAGCCCCGCUUUCAGCGUGCCGGCGGCGCAGGGCCACAACGGCGCCGUGCUGCCGGCCCAGCCCGGCUUCCGCGUGGGCUUCGAGGCGCCCUGAGCCCCGAGCCCGCUAUUUAUUGCCGCAGCACCUCCGGGGGCCAUCAUGGAACGAGCCCUCCCCCAGCGCUGAGAUUUGACAGAAUCCUCCCCCCCCCCCUUUUCCUCCUCUCCUCUCCCCCAAAAAAACAAAACCCAGAUGCUGGAUCGCCACCGCCGCCGC
Molecule: messenger RNA, 1408 nt
Organism: Corvus hawaiiensis (hawaiian crow)
Lineage: Eukaryota; Metazoa; Chordata; Aves; Passeriformes; Corvidae
Gene: TIA1
Product: TIA1 cytotoxic granule associated RNA binding protein
Molecular function (GO): mRNA binding
Source: RefSeq, a predicted model, not a curated record